AUGGAUGAGGAAAACAUGACGAAAAGCGAGGAGCAGCAGGCUCUGAGUUUGCAAAAAGCCUUACAGCAGUGUGAGUUGGUCCAAAACAUGAUAGACCUCAGCAUUUCCAACCUGGAGGGGCUCAGGACCAAAUGUGCCACCUCCAACGACCUCACGCAAAAAGAAAUCCGGACCCUGGAGAGCAAGCUGGUGAAGUACUUCAGCCGGCAGCUAUCCUGCAAAAAGAAGGUGGCUCUACAGGAGCGCAACGCCGAGCUGGAUGGCUUCCCUCAGCUCCGACACUGGUUCCGGAUCGUCGAUGUGCGCAAAGAAGUCCUGGAGGAGAUCAGCCCGGGCCAGCUGAGUCUGGAGGAGCUCUUGGACAUGACCGAGGAGCAGGUGUGCAAGACUGUGGAGAAAUACGGAGCCAACCAGGAAGAGUGUGCCCGCCUCAACGCCUCUCUCUCCUGCCUCAGGAGCGUGCACAUGGCCGGAGGCAACCUUUCUAAACAAGACUGGACCAUCCAGUGGCCCACGACAGAGACUGGAAAGGAGAACACUCCUGUGUGCCCUCCAGAGCCAGCCCCUUGGGCCCGCACCCACGUCGCCCAGAGUCCGAAGGUCCAGUCCAAGUGUGUCCAGCACUACUGUCACCCCAGCUCUACCCCUGGGGCCCCCGUUUACACCCAUGUGGACAGACUUACUGUGGACAUCUACCCUGGCCUGUGCCCGCCACCGCUGGAGUCUGGCCACCGUUCCCUGCCUCCAUCACCUCGGCAACGGCAUGCAGUCCGCACUCCGCCGCGCACUCCCAACAUCGUCACCACCGUGACUCCACCUGGCACGCCGCCAGUGCGGAGGAAGACCAAAUUGAAGCCCCCAGGGACCCCGCCUCCCUCCUCCCGCAAGCUGAUCCACUUGAUCCCCGGCCUCACAGCGCUGCAUCGAAGCAGAUCCCAUGAAUUCCAGCUGGGCCACCGCGUGGAUGAGGUCCACACGCCCAAAGCCAAGAAGAAGAGCAAACCCUUGAACCUCAAGAUCCACAGCAGCGUGGGUAGCUGCGAGAACAUCCCCUCCCAGCAACGCUCGCCCCUCCUUUGUGAGCGCUCCCUCCGCUCCUUCUUUGUGGGACAUCCACCCUUCCCGCCCUCCACCCCACCAGUCCACAGCGAAGCCCACUUCUCAGCAAACACUCUGUCAGUGCCUCGCUGGUCCCCGCAGAUCCCACGCCGAGACCUGAGCAACUCCAUCAAGCACAGGUUUUCCACCAAAUACUGGAUGUCGCAGACCUGCACAGUCUGUGGGAAAGGGAUGCUCUUUGGCCUCAAGUGUAAAAACUGCAAGUUAAAGUGCCACAACAAAUGCACCAAAGAAGCCCCACCCUGUCACCUCUUGAUCAUCCAUCGAGGGGAUCCAGCAAGGUUAGUCCGGACAGAGUCAGUCCCGUGUGACAUCAACAAUCCACUACGGAAGCCACCCCGGUACUCAGACCUGCACAUCAGCCAGACGCUCCCUAAAACCAACAAAAUUAACAAGGACCACAUCCCUGUCCCUUACCAGCCAGAUUCCAGCAGCAACCCUUCAUCCACGACAUCAUCUACUCCCUCUUCACCAGCGCCCCCACUCCCACCAAGCGCCACGCCGUCUUCUCCCCUGCACCCCUCGCCGCAGUGCACAAGACAGCAGAAGAACUUUACCCUGCCAGGGUCCCACUACUACAAAUACAAGCAACAGUUCAUCUUCCCGGAUGUGGUACCGGUGCCGGAGACGCCAACUCGGGCGCCACAAGUUAUCCUGCAUCCUGUGACCUCGAACCCAAUCUUGGAAGGAAAUCCAUUACUUCAAAUUGAAGUGGAGCCGACCUCUGAGAAUGAAGAGGGCCACCAGGAAACGGAGGAGUCAGAGGAUGACUUUGAGGAGAUGAACCUGUCCCUACUCUCUGCCCGGAGCUUCCCACGUAAGGCCAGCCAGACCAGCAUCUUCCUCCAGGAAUGGGACAUCCCCUUCGAGCAGCUGGAGAUGGGUGAGCUCAUCGGCAAGGGCCGCUUCGGGCAGGUGUACCACGGCCGCUGGCACGGAGAGGUGGCCAUCCGGCUGAUCGACAUUGAGAGGGACAACGAGGACCAGCUGAAGGCCUUCAAGAGGGAGGUGAUGGCGUACAGGCAGACGCGGCACGAGAACGUGGUCCUCUUCAUGGGCGCCUGCAUGAGCCCGCCCCACCUGGCCAUCAUCACCAGUCUCUGUAAAGGACGGACACUCUAUUCUGUGGUGAGGGACGCCAAGGUCGUCUUGGAUGUCAACAAAACACGACAGAUCGCUCAAGAAAUCGUGAAGGGCAUGGGCUACCUCCACGCCAAGGGUAUCCUUCACAAGGACCUAAAGUCCAAGAACGUCUUCUAUGACAAUGGCAAAGUGGUGAUCACAGACUUUGGACUCUUCAGCAUUUCUGGGGUGCUGCAGGCCGGCAGGCGUGAGGACAAGCUACGCAUCCAGAAUGGCUGGCUUUGCCACCUAGCACCGGAGAUCAUCCGCCAGCUGUCGCCUGACACGGAAGAGGACAAGCUCCCCUUCUCGAAGCACUCAGACGUCUUUGCGUUUGGCACAAUCUGGUACGAACUCCAUGCCAGAGAGUGGCCUUUCAAGAGCCAACCAGCAGAGGCAAUAAUCUGGCAGAUGGGAACAGGCAUGAAACCCAACCUCAGCCAGAUUGGCAUGGGAAAAGAAAUCUCGGACAUUCUUCUCUUCUGCUGGGCCUUUGAACAAGAAGAGAGACCUACCUUCACCAAGCUCAUGGACAUGUUGGAGAGACUGCCAAAGCGAAACCGCCGCCUGUCUCACCCUGGACAUUUCUGGAAAUCUGCAGAGUAG
Messenger RNA from Chrysochloris asiatica (Cape golden mole), 2847 nucleotides. It is a transcript of the gene KSR2, whose product is annotated as kinase suppressor of ras 2. Bases 1 to 2847 code for a protein of 948 amino acids. Gene Ontology annotation, molecular function: protein kinase activity; ATP binding. The record is from RefSeq and is a predicted model, not a curated record. Gene Ontology annotation, biological process: protein phosphorylation. NCBI's taxonomy places the organism in Eukaryota, Metazoa, Chordata, Mammalia, Afrosoricida, Chrysochloridae. The transcript has 19 exons.